Echinops telfairi (small Madagascar hedgehog) is the source of this 990-nucleotide messenger RNA. Its product is annotated as mas-related G-protein coupled receptor member X1-like. Lineage: Eukaryota; Metazoa; Chordata; Mammalia; Afrosoricida; Tenrecidae. Gene Ontology annotation, molecular function: G protein-coupled receptor activity. The coding region runs from base 1 to 990 and encodes 329 amino acids. Gene Ontology annotation, cellular component: membrane. The record is from RefSeq and is a predicted model, not a curated record. The transcript has a single exon. Gene Ontology annotation, biological process: G protein-coupled receptor signaling pathway.
AUGGAGCCCGCCUCCGCAGACUGGGGAAACCUACUCUCAACAGUGAAUGAAAGUGACGCGACCUUUCAGGAAGACUUUGACACGAUGACGAUAACAUUUCUGACCACCAGCUUUCUAACUGUCAUCCUUGCCCCGCUUGGGCUGGCGGGAAACGCGGUCGUGGUCUGGCUGCUGGGCUGCCGCCUGCGGAGGAACCCCUUCUCCGUCUACAUCCUCCACCUGGCCGUGGCCGACUGCCUAGUCCUCGGCAUCGUGGGUGCCUUUUGCCUGCUAGAUCUCACGUACUUCUUCCUUGGGGAAAAUAUCGAGUUCCUACUCAGAAUCAACCAUGUGGUAGUGUUUCCCUACCUCAUGGACAUGAGCCUUCUCAGCGCCAUUGGCACCGAGCGAUGUCUGUCCAUCCUGUGCCCCCUUUGGUACCGCUGCCGCCGCCCAAGUUACAUGUCAGCUGUCAUGUGUACCCUGCUCUGGGCCCUGUCCCUGAUGUUGGCCAUCCUGGAUUGGGUCUACUGUUCCGGCAUUAACAGUGACAUGGAAAGGGACUGGUGUACGUCAUUCGAGUUCAUCAUUGCCAUGUGGGUGAUUUUCUUAUUUGUGGUUCUCUGUGGGUCCAGCCUGGUUCUGCUGGUGAAGGUGUUCUAUGGCUCCCGGAGGAGGAAUAUGACCAGGCUCAUUGUGACCAUUCUGAUCACUGUCUUGGUCUGCCUGCUGUGCGGCCUCCCCUUCGGCAUUUCUUGGUUUACAUUAACCUGGAUGGACAUGGAUCUUGGCACGUUUUCUUAUUUCUGUUCUCGUUUUCUCUCCUGUGUUAACAGCAGUGCCAACCCCAUCAUCUACUUCUUCGUUGGCUCCUUUAGGCAGCGGCAACGGGUGAGGCCGACCCUCAGGAUGGUUCUCCAGAGGGCACUGCAGGACACUCCUGAGGGGGAGGAACCUGGAGGAGCACCCCCUCAGGGACCCACGGAGCAGGCAGAGAGCAGUGCGGUGUAG